UCACCAAAGAGAAAAUGAACUCCAAAUUAGUUGUACUAGCUUCAUUAUUAUUAAUAGUUGUAGUCUGCAGCGCUAAAGAAGACCAAGCAAAGCAAAAUACUGACGAUGAUAAGGAACAGUACGACUUUGCUAUUACUAGCCGUAUGGAAGAAGAUGAUGGAGACGUAGUGCGAUUUAAUGAAAGAGACCAAGAGAUUGAAGAGUUGAAAGAAGAUUUGCAACAUCUUAAGAAAGCAUGGUGGGGCCGACGUCGCCGUCGUCGUCGUCGUCGUCGCAGUACUACUGACACAAAUGUUCGCUUUCUUGGGAAAAAAAAAUCCAAUUAAUGCAUUAACCAGGCUGAUGUUAUGCAAGAAACUAGUCAUAAUUUUAAAUAGACCUUCGUUAAGAAUCUGUUCGUAGAAUAUCACUUAGCUUAUUUCAGUCAUGAUCACUAGCCAACUACCUUAUCUAAUUUGUUACUAAGUUAGUAGUAUUUGAUUGUCAUGUCAACAAUCCUAUUGCGAUUGCUGUAUUAAAUGAUUUCGCUAAUAUUUGUAUGGUAAAAUCAUUAAAGAUAAUUUCAACUGUAAUCUUAUGCUAGUC
This is a messenger RNA of Trichoplax adhaerens, 585 nucleotides long. RefSeq lists its product as uncharacterized. The record is from RefSeq and is a predicted model, not a curated record. Bases 15 to 326 code for a protein of 103 amino acids. The transcript is spliced from 2 exons. NCBI's taxonomy places the organism in Eukaryota, Metazoa, Placozoa, Uniplacotomia, Trichoplacea, Trichoplacidae.